Cladocopium goreaui is the source of this 3054-nucleotide messenger RNA. The record is from the annotation of a GenBank genome assembly. Lineage: Eukaryota; Dinophyceae; Suessiales; Symbiodiniaceae.
AUGUCUCUUUUGAUGUAUUCUCGCUUCGUUCGCAGAGUUUCGAGGAACAAAGCCGGCAAGGUGGAUGGAGUGAAGUUUUUCGACUUUGAUGAGCACUAUGCCCACUUCAGUUCCUCCGUUCAGGAAGUGAGAGCAGCAGAUGACAGUGUUGUGGUGCCUUCAGAUUUGCACCUUCCGAAGGAUGCUGAGGUGCAGAAGUACGCAGCUCACAUGUUGGGAUUAUCUUUUCCAUUCCCAACGUGUUCUGGAGAUUGCAGUUUGUCACAUCGAUGCUUUGCUUGCCACACCAUGGGAGAAGAUGCAAAGCAAGGCGUUCUUUUUGCUCGUUUUACGCUGCAUUGGAAGCACUGGAAAAGUUACAUGUCAAUGAGGAGGUGUUUGGCGGAGGAAAGAGUUUUGGCCGGUUUGUCUGCUCCGGUCAUCCGGGAUGUUGCAUCAGUGCGUUCCUAUGUUGCUGGCAUUGGUGACACCAGCAGUGCUUUUAGAUGUUUGGAGAAGCUGUUCGGUGGAGCAGAAGGAGCGGAUUGUCGCUAUCAUGACAUGCUGCGCAUCUGUGAGCGCGUUGCCUGGUUCGCAGACUUGUCCGUUCCGUUUCAUUACACUCAGUUGACAUCGCAAGAGUUCUUGGCCUAUAUUCAGACAUCGUGGUUGGAGCGUUUCCAGCAGCACUGUGCUGCACGUCGUCUCAGCAGCAGUCGUCGGACAGCUGAGCGUUAUGCUUUGAUGACUGCUUUGGACAAGGAGGAGGACCUGGAAGAUGAUUCGGCACCGCCGGUUAUAGAAGGACACGAGGUCGAGGAUGAUCUGCUAUUGCAAGAAGAGUUGGACAACUUGGAACGUGCGCAGUGGCCGGUGGAUGGAGAAGCAUUGCACGAAGCUAUGUUUCGGGAAGAGGAUUGGAUGAAGGUGUUGGGCAAUCGAAAGCCAUCUGUAUUGCAGGAUGCGUUGCAGCGUUUGCGUGACUUUGUGAAUGGUUUGGGAGGUGUUCCGGAUGCGAGGAUUGAUUUGGGAAUCAAAGGCAACGCAGCCAGUGGAUUGGAGCGUAAUUGGACGUUCGCCGAAGCCCAGAGGUCUUUGAUGCUGCAGAAGCAAUAUUUGGAAUUUUGCGUUGGAGGUGGUGAAGAGGAUACUGAGAUGAUGGCAGAUCAUGUUUUUCGGCCUUUGCCAGAGACGGAAGAUGCCUUUUUGGUGGAGCUGAACCAGAGGAAUGUGGGUCCGAGUGAUUAUGCUUCUGCCUUGCUUGUGGAGCACAGUCUGAAUCGCCAACAGAUUUUGGCCAUUGCGCCCAUUGCUUGGGUCAUGGAACAGAUGUGGCUUAACCGAAGCAAUCCGGACAAUUGCAUUGCGGAUGGUGCGUGCAAUGAAAGGUGCAAUUGUCUUUGGCUCGGAGCUGGUGGAUCUGGAAAGACGUAUGCAUACAGCAAAGUAUUGAGGCCACUCUUUCGACGCUUCUUUGGACAGGAUGGUUAUGUUGCUGGUGCUCCGACUCACGCUGCUGUUCGCCUCCUGGGGCCUGAGGCCAAAACUUUGCACAAGUGGGCCAAUGUGCACAAGAGCAGCAGCUUGGAUCGCCGCUCCUUGCGUUCGGCGAAGAGCAAGGGCAGCCCGAUCGAAAAGAAGAUCGAAGGCAUCAUGGCUAUGCUGUUGGACGAGUUGUCGAUGGUUCCUUCGGAUGUGUACCAUGCUGCUUCGCUUCGAUUUGCCACUGUUCGACAAGCUCGACUUAUGCUUGACAUGGGCGACUACUUGAAGCAGUGGUUUGGGAAGGUGCCCAUUGGUGUGCAAGUUGCUGACUUUCUACAAUUGCGACCCACUGCGCAAGCAUCCUUGUGCGAAUGGGUGGAUGCGCCACGAGCUACUGAUCCUGCACCGCCUCAAGACCAAGAAGACCAAAGCGAUGCCGAAGAGGCCGUGGAGAAGGAGGCGGCUGAACGCACCAGCAAUGCCUCAGAACUUGGACGGAUCGCGUUCAAGCAAUCGCUCCAGCGAGUUGUGCGCUUCACUGGAUCCGGUCGUUUUUCGAAGUGUGCAUCCGGACAGCAGCUUGUGAGGAUUCUUUUGUCCAUGCGGCGAGGCGAACAUCUGGAGGAUGCAUUGUGGGAAGCUUUGGAAUCUCGAGUGAUCAGCCGAGAGCAACUUUUUUCUGACAAUUCCUUGCGCUCAAGGUUGUUGAGUGCUCACUGGGGCGGCCUGGCGUGGGAACAGGUUGCUCGUUUACAGCAUUUGCGGGUGGCUUGGGAAGCUCAACAGAGAUCCACGACUCUUUUCUUGGUGCAAGCUGUUGAUCGUGCAUCGGGGCCCACAGAUUUGACAAGGGAGCAGAGCCUGAAGGCAUUGCAGGUUGUGAACAUGACAAGAACGCAGUAUCUCAUGGGCAUUUGCCCUUUGUAUGAAGGGAUGGCAGCACGUGUUAGUUGCAUUUUGGACAUGCCGAUGCGGAGUCGAGAGUUGCCGGUCAUUGUUCGCUCCAUUAAGUUGCACCCGAAGGAACCUGUAAUUUCAAACAGCAGUGGACGUGUCGUUUUGCAAUAUCAGCCGUUGGCCGUCUUGGUGGAGAUCGAUGACCCGGAAUAUCGUGCCAUUGAAUUGCCAGAUGGCAGUGCUCCGAAAGGACACGUUUGGCUGCGUCCCGUUACAUGUGAUCAGGUCUGGGAUCUUCCUCUUGGGGGCAAUCAAUUUAUGCAGGUUCAUCGCAAACAGUUGCCACUGGCACCUCGUCACGUUCUCACGCACUACGGUUUGCAGGGCAUCACUGCCAGACAAGGGCUGCUUGCUUUCAUGUCCAAACCGUCCUGGAUGAGUCAAGCGGACUAUGGCUUGGCUAUGUACGUGAUGUUGUCAAGGCCAACCAAGCUGGAAGAUCUGUGGAUAGUGGAUUUGCCGCCUCGCAAUGUGUUCGAAAAGUUUCUGCACGAACACAAUCCUCUUUUGGUGCAGCGGAUGCGGGAGUUUGAAGGUCAGGCCUGCGUGGACGAGCGGAAGGCCUUGAAGUAUGUGCAUAAGACUUUCAUGGCAGUGCAUCCCUUGGGUGUCACAGCAUUUGUCUGCAGAUGA